Molecule: messenger RNA, 567 nt
Organism: Magnolia sinica
Lineage: Eukaryota; Viridiplantae; Streptophyta; Magnoliopsida; Magnoliales; Magnoliaceae
Product: copper transport protein ATX1-like
Exons: 2
Coding region: 77-355 (92 amino acids)
Molecular function (GO): metal ion binding
Source: RefSeq, a predicted model, not a curated record
UUAUAACUUAUAAUGCAGUAUCGCUUUUCCCAUUUUGUGUAAGAUAUUCCUAAUGUGAAAUUCCUUCUAAUCGUAAAUGCAGACUGUGGUCCUCAAGGUCGGUAUGUCUUGUGAAGGCUGUGUGGGUGCUGUGAAAAGGGUUCUUACCAAGAUGGAAGGCGUUGAGUCAUUUGACGUGGACAUAAAGGAGCAGAAAGUAACGGUGAAGGGCAAUGUGCAGCCUGAGGCAGUGCUGCAGACGGUCUCAAAGACUGGGAAGAAGACCUCCUUCUGGGAAGCAGAAGCUGGAGCUGAAGCCAAAGCCCCUCCUACGGAGGCCGAGGCCGCCCCCAAGGAAGCCGUUGCUGCUACAUGAAGAAACAGUAACUUCAAUGUCACUUUCUUAAACCGAAGCCGUGGUGGCACUAUGGUUUGUUUUCUAAUAAUAGCUAUUACAGAUUUAGAUAUCAUGACCUUUAUGUACUUGAAUGUGUCCGUGCUACACUACCAAUGACCUUAUGUACUGUAAUGUGUCUGUGCUACACUACGAGCAUGGUUUUCAUGCUUAGUAUCAUUAAGUUUCAGACA